Pezoporus flaviventris is the source of this 8655-nucleotide messenger RNA. RefSeq names its product gap junction protein alpha 8 (gene GJA8). Gene Ontology annotation, cellular component: connexin complex. The record is from RefSeq and is a predicted model, not a curated record. Bases 84 to 1283 code for a protein of 399 amino acids. Gene Ontology annotation, biological process: cell communication. The transcript is spliced from 2 exons. Lineage: Eukaryota; Metazoa; Chordata; Aves; Psittaciformes; Psittacidae.
CUUUGGGAAGGUCCUCUUUAUGGCUGUGAACUGAGGACCCCUGAAUAUAAACCAGUAAGAAACUACUGAGUAGACGGUAAGAAAUGGGUGACUGGAGUUUCUUGGGGAACAUUUUAGAGCAGGUGAACGAGCAAUCCACUGUCAUCGGGAGAGUUUGGCUCACAGUGCUCUUCAUUUUCCGCAUCCUGAUCCUGGGAACAGCCGCUGAGCUAGUGUGGGGAGACGAACAGUCAGACUUUGUGUGCAACACCCAGCAACCUGGUUGUGAGAAUGUCUGCUAUGAUGAAGCCUUCCCCAUCUCUCACAUCCGGCUCUGGGUUCUGCAGAUCAUUUUUGUAUCCACACCUUCGCUAAUGUACUUUGGACAUGCGGUGCACCAUGUCCGCAUGGAGGAGAAGAGGAGAGAGAAGGAGGAAGCUGAGAGACGUCAGCAAGCUGAGGUGGAUGAAGAGAAGCUGCCCCUGGCUCCAAAUCAAAACAAAGGCAACAAUCCUAAUGGGACCAAGAAGUUUCGCCUGGAAGGUACCCUCCUGAGAACCUACAUCUUCCAUAUCAUUUUCAAAACCCUCUUUGAGGUGGGAUUCAUAGUAGGUCAAUACUUCCUGUAUGGCUUCCGAAUUCUUCCACUUUACCGCUGCGGGCGGUGGCCCUGUCCCAAUCUUGUGGACUGCUUUGUCUCCAGGCCCACAGAGAAGACCAUCUUUAUUAUGUUCAUGCUGGCGGUGGCUUCUGUGUCCCUCUUCCUCAACCUGGUGGAGAUCAGUCACUUGAUCCUGAAAAGAAUCCGGAAGGCUCUGAGAAGACCAGCAGAGGAACAGCUGGGGGAAGUCCCAGAGAAGCCCCUCCAUGCCAUCACAGUAUCCUCCAUCCCAAAGACCAAAGGCUACAAGCUGCUGGAAGAAGAGAAGCCAGUGCCCCACUAUUUUCCUCUCACGGAAGUAGGGGUUGAGCCCAGCCCCCUUCCAUCAGCCUUCAAUGAGUUUGAGGAGAAGAUUGGGAUGGGACCAUUAGAAGAUCUUGCCAGGGCAUUUGAUGAGAGGUUACCAUCGUAUGCACAAGCGAAGGAGCCGGAAGAGGAGAAAGUAAGAGCAGAGGAGGAGGCACAAGAAGAGGAGCAGCCGGAACCUCAAGAAGAGCCAGGGGUGAAGAAAGCAGAAGAGGAGGUGGUGAGCGAUGAAGUGGAAGGGCCUUCAGCACCUACUGAGCUCGCCACUGAUAUGAGACCCCUCAGCAGGCUAAGUAAAGCCAGCAGCCGGGCCAGGUCAGAUGAUUUGACUGUAUGAAGGUGCAGGAUAUGGGGAGCACAUGAAAAUGAAAAGGUUGAAAAGAAAAUGAGAGAUAGAGAAAGAAUCAAAAGGUAUUUUUUAAGCAAAGUGCUAAAAUAGCCAUUUGAAUAUUAUUUCCUCUUGAGAUUCUCAACUGGAAAGGUAUGAUCAUGGUAACUGUGCCUUAUUUGCCCUGUAUGUCCAUUUGAGAAAGAACAUUUUCCCUGUUUCCACAUACUAGCUCACGCUUUACAGGAAUACCUAUGCUGUACACAUAACUGAUGUCUUUUAAAACCUAACGUGGCAGUGAACCGCAAAUGUCACUACUGUGAACGGAUUUACUGGAAGCUUUGUGUUCCACAUUUCUGUUUGGCCAGUGAAGGGGAAGACUGAUCACAAAGUGUAUCUAGUAUUUCUUUCUGUUUCCACCCAUGGCAUGCUGAGCAGAUCUCCCCUUUGCUGUUGGCAUGGAAUUGCAGUUAUUUAAUUCACAAAGUGAAUUCUGUGCUUAGCAUCAAUGCACUAAACUCAUAAGCACCAUUUCCCCUCUCUAUUCAGAAAAUAAAGCCGAAAUGUCUCCACUUUCUCUGAGAAUGCAAAUCUGAGUGAGGUAAAAAUAUUUUCCCUUUGUCAAAACUAUUUCUGCUCUUCAAGUGACAUUGCAGUGAGCAAGGUUAACAGCAGCUCUCUACUAGGAUUUAGCAGAUGCUCACAGAUGGAUUAUUUGUUCCCAAGAGGGUCAUCCAGCCCCAAGCCUAUUUUAGACCACUGGAAAGAAUAAAUUCAAGUGAUAUUUUUUACUUGUAGUCUUGUGACUUAAAAGAUCUGAAUCUUGAUUUAGCAAAGUAAGCAUGGGAAGGCUCUGUGAAAAGAGAAAACAGCUACAGCCCCAGAGCAUGAAACUACUUAUAAGCCUUCAUGACGUGAUCCUGACAUGUGCUCAGCUCCUGGAGCUCUCAGACUUACAGGCACUCAGCAAAUCUCAGAGUCCUGAAGGCACCUGUGAACCUAAACCAGGGGUCUUGGUGACUGUGACUAUUUAGAACUCUAAAUACAAAACUGAUUGUUCAGGUUGGAAAAGUCUGGUAUGAUAAUAGUCUUUUGACAUAUUUUGUUUUUAACUUGACAGACAGGAGCCAUCCAGUGGUCUACAUCUCUAUAAAAUGCCAGAGUCUUGAGUAAAACAAGGCCUUUCAAAAGAUGAUUUAGACCUUUUAUGACAACAGGUCUGUACAGAACUCUCAGAGCCUCAUCAAAAUCUUUCUACAAAAGGCAGAAAGACUUGUGCUUACAAAUGUUUGAAUGUGUGUGGAUUUCUAAUUUUAGGACUUCAGCAGCACCUUUUGGCUGGGACAGCGCAGCAAUGUGCUCAAAAUCUUCAGGUUAAUAUCUAUGUCCCCCAGAAUUGAGCCUCAUGCCAGAAAAGUGCAGGUAUGUGCUCUCAUCUGCUCUGCUCUGCGAACCUCAGACUCUGCCAGCUCAGCAAAUUCUUUCCGCUGGGCUGCAGCCCAUCCCAUUGUUCCCAGGGCAGGCUCUAAUCCAGGUCAGGGAAAAAGCUGUCUUUGGCAUAAUGCAUAGAACUCAUCCCAACAUCAGCUAGAUAAGACCCCCUGCCAUCUCCCAUUGUAGCGGGGCUGACUCGAAGCCCAUGGAAGUCAAAUGGAUGUUUGAGAGAGCUCCGGGUAGGCUUGGGCUCACACCUCCAGUCCUGCUGCUUCAUGUCGCAGCGUGGGCAGCCACCAAUACAGUCAGUUUUGCCACCCACUGAUCUAACCUGUCUGGUGGACUUUCCCUGCCUUGUUACGCGGCUGCCCCAUAUGAGCACAGAGGUGGCUGGACUUCACUGCUGAGUGAGGUAAGCUGUAAAAAUGUAGAAAGUUUGUAGGGUGCUCUGGAAUUCUUUAGCACCAUAGUAUUACCAUGUUUGUUUUUUACACUAUUAAUCCUUUUGCUCCUCUUGGGCCUGUAUAUUUUCCUAAGGUUUGCAGCCUGAGGUCAAAAUCUUUGCUCCCUGGACAAAGGCUGUUAGGUUGUCCUUCCUUGUGAAGGAAGACUGAAAGUUUUCGAAAGGAAUAUAAUAAAGCAACACAUGCAAAGGAACAUGCAGAGAGAGAAUCUGGAGGCUAGCAUAUAUCUACCCUCUUAAUACAGAAGCAGGAGAACAACACAAAUGAAAGGCAACUGAGGAAAGAGAAAGUUUUUCUUUAGGGAAGAGUCCACUGUGCCCAAUUCAAGACACUAGAAUUCAAGAAAGGGCAAAGAUUUAGACAAACAGCAAAAUCACCACACUUAUACUAGAUGGGAUCUAUUACUUUUUAUUUUGUUCACAGAUAGUUAUGAGAGAGUUUUCAGGGUUCUAAGAAUAAAACAGAAAAAGAGGUAUAAUGGUUCUAAGGAUCAACCAGCCCACUUGUUGAAGGGGGCUGGAAACAUACUUCCCUGUGCAUAAAAACCAAAACCUUGUAAUGGUUCAGUUUAAGGGAUCUUCUGUCUUUAGAGCAUGUUACCCUUCCAGACACCAAUGUACUGGACAAGAUGAAUCAUGCCCUUAUUGACUUCUAAUUACUUGACAAGUUCUUUUACACACAAUGUCUUUUAAUAAUCACUCCUGUUCCUGACCUCUGACAUGCAUACCUUCAUUAGAUCACUGGACUACUUCAAGAUGAGUGCUCAUUUAUCACAGUAUAUGGUUCAUAAUAUAGCUGUCAGGUGGUUCAGUUUUUAUUCAUCAGAUGUUGAGUAUGUCAUUCUUUUUCACUGGAAUGCCUCAGUAAAAUGCACUGUGUAAAGUGUACUCAAUGGACACUCUGUAGUUCUUUCACAGCUGCCUCAGGAAAGCUCCUCCAGGUCAGAACAGCACAAUGAAACAAACCAGCGUUUUCCUCCUGCAUCCAGUCAGCUGCUGUUGCUUUUUAUUUAUCAAGCCAGUUUUCAAGUACCCUGCCAGACUGCUAGUGAAUCUGUAGCCACCAAGUACAAGCCACAGCAUCAAGACACUGCCUCUCAGCGAGCUGGGCAGGGACUGGUCCGGUCUUCUGGCGUUCAGCCUCAUCUCCGCAAUGAAAUCACUGUGGGACUGUCAGCAAGUCAUUCUUCCUUCACGUACAAUAGGGAAUAAUUUUCUACCUCACAAAGAUAAUGUGAGGCUCAAUAUAUUGUGUUAGUAAUAGAUUGGGAGGUCCUUGGAUUGAAGGCUGUGCAGAUGAGCAAAGGAUUAUUGCUAUUUCCAGAUGUGAUAGUAUAUAAAUGUGUUUUAUUCCCUCUCAGUGAAACAAAUUUAAUCAUUUAUUCAAGAAAUUCCUAGUGAAGUUGCCUAACAAACAGCCUCAGUGCUGUGGAUCUAAUGUAUGAUUAUACUUCAAAAAGAACUAAAUAAAAAGUUGUAUGUGUGAAGACCAGGGAGAAUUAUCUCCUUGGGAAGGGGGAAGUCACUGGACAAUUACAGCCAUGCCAUAACCAUGUAAAGGUGUGAGUACCCCCUCUUGGCUCCCUGUGCAAAUAAAUUACUAACUGACCACAUGGUUCUCUGCAGGGAGCAUAAGAUGCAAGUGUCAAAAUCACCAAAGGAGGUGAAAGUAGAAGAGAAAGGUAGUGUCUUAGCUUACGGUAGCAUGUGGGAGUUGGUAUUCUCUAGUGUCUAGAGCAGUGGACCUAGGAUAAUAAUCUUAGAUUUAUUUCCAGCUCUGCUUCUGACUUGCUGUGAUAAUCACUUUACCUCUCAGUGCCUGUUUUCUCCACCUGUAAAAUGGGUGUAAGAAUUUCCACCUACCUCACAGGGAUGUUGUGAGGCUUCCUUAAUUCUGUUUGUAAAGUAAGUAGGAAUGAUCUGAUGAAAAGCACUGCUGAAAUGGAUGGUAUCCUUGUUAUUUCCUGGCAGAACUGCUAUCUUGGUUAAUAUAUGACUCCUCAACCAGAAAGGCAGUAGUUUGAAAAUGCAAGCACUGCACUGUGCUGACAACAUCAACACAGAUGUGGAUUUGUCAUGAGUGAAAAAAGACUUGAUUGAUCUCCCCUGUCCUCCCACCUUAGUCUUUACCUCACCACAUGAAACAGUGGUGACAUGACAAGUGGCUGGGAAUGCCCCUUAUUUAUGCUUACAUAAGACAAUUCCUGGAGCAGUGGGUUUAGGCUGAUGAAGCUUUAACAAUUCAAUGGUCCUUGCAAGGCAUGUGGGAGGGGGUUGUAUCAUGCAUGAUAUUACUGGGCCUCUGUUUUAAACCAUCAGUGCAACCUCCAGGAAAAUUUUCCAGUUUCCAUGGAAGAAUUUUUGAUUGUUUAUGGCACACUGAAAAAAAAGCCAUCCUUCACGAAUGCAACCCCACAAAUUAUCACAGAAUGGUUUGGGUUGGAAAGGACCUUAAGAUCAUCCAGUUACAACCCCCUGCCUGGUCAGGGACACCUCACACUAGACCAUGUCGCCCAAGGCUCUGUCCAACCUGGCCUUGAACACUGCCAAGGAUGGAGCAUUCACCGCUUCUUUGGGCAACCUGUUCCAGUGCCUCACCACCUCAGAGUAAAGAACUUCUUCCUUAUAUCUAACCUGAAAUGUUAUCAUGUUAUACUGAUUCUUUCCUCUAAGUGAGAUAGAUACGAACAGCCUCUGAGCACUGAAACACAGUGAGGCUCAACUUUCUCCUCCUGUAGGAGGGAAUAGAUUUGGGGCCUCUCUGCUCUUUAGGUCUGUGUGGGAAUGAAAUCUACCACUGAGGGAAGAAAGUCCAUUCUCUCUUGCCACUCAGUAACUCACUGACUCUGCAGUUUCACAUUUAAAGAGCGGCUGUUGAAAAAAAAAGUGGCAGUUUGCUGUUUUAUAUAGAAAAUGGCUUUUCAGGCCAUUUUCAGUAAUCCUAGCCUAGGCCUAGUUUUGUUUAGUAAAGACAGGAACAUCCAUGAGAACCUGAGUACAGCCUUCCUAUGAGCCUGAGGCAGUUGUGAUAAAACAGUAUAUGGUGCCAAAUUUCCUGAGGGCCAGGGUUGGAUAAGUAUACCAAAAUCAGGGGACUUGCCUAAGUACUGGAAUUAUUUUCACCCCAGCAGAAUGACAUUGCCAUUUCUUAGGCUCUCUCUGUGCUACAUCUUUUAAUAUAGCUCAGGAAAGGCUUUUUGCCAACACCAAAUGUGCUUAUACAGUUGAGUAGCAACUAUGGCAAAUUAAUGUGUGUUGACUUGCCAAGAUGUUCUCUGGCACACAAUCCUUUCCUCGCAACUAGCUUGGCAUGCACCUAUUUCAGUAGAACAGGCAAGACCCGUGUCUGUGAACAACUCGAGUUUUUCUCUCAGCAUUUUGAUGUACAAAGAGAUAUUGAGGGUUUAUUCAGCCUAGGGGGAAGGGUACUAGGGGAGCCCCAACUGCUGUCUUCAGGUACCUAAUUUUGGAGUGGGGAGGGAAGAUGGAGAUGGACUCUCAAGGAAGGUGAAAGCGAAAGAUCAGAGGCAACGAUCACAAGGAAAAUUUUGACUAAAAAUAUCUGGCAAGGAAGAAAACAUUGUUCAAAUGGAGAGUGGUUCAGUGCUAAAGCGGGUGCCCAGAGACAUAGUGGGAUCCCCAUCCUUGGUGGGUGAAGAGUGACUGGGAAAAGCACUGAGCACCCUGGUCUGACUUUGCAUUGAGCCAAAGGGUGGACCAGCUGGUCCCUUCUGCGUGGUGGAACAACGCGUAUAAGGCAGUUUCUGCCUCUCUGGUAGAGCUUGCUUAGACUGUCCCUGCAGGCAACACUAACUAGCUGGGCACCACAGCAGAGGCUGAUGCACAAACACAGUCAGCUGAUGUUUGGUAGCUACAAAAGCUGCUUGAGGCCAGAAUCACAUGUUGUGUAACUGGUUUGGAAAAAGCUUUACAACUAAAAAAAUUACAAAAAUGAAAGAACCCCAGUAUGCUUGUCAACAGAGAAAAUAAUGGAAAUAUAAGGGGCUUAGGCCUUUCCGGCUCCCUUUCAGUGUCAAGUGUGCCUUCAAAUCCAUUUGGAAGUGCAGAGGACUGCAUUUUAACAUUCUGUCAACAAAACCCUAUGUAUUUUAAAGCUUCCUGAUCAGGGAUGAAGCAGAACUGAAUAGAAAUGGUGAUUACAGAGCUACUGACAGAACAUUUUGGGAACAACAGAGACUGUUGGCCUUUACCUUCCUAGAUCCAGCCUGGCACAGUAAAAGCAAAACAAGCCGUUUAUUGAUUUUCAAGGAGGAAAGGCUGUAUUGUUUGAAAAGUCAUGCAGUAGCUUACCAAAAAACUUUUAUGUCAACACAGCAAAGACUUUAUGGUGAUACAUUAAAUAGAACAAUUGUCUCCUAUGGUGCUUCCCUGAAGCUCAGGGGAGAGUUGGAUUGAAGGACGAUAAGGAAAUAAUGCAACUGGGAUAAGGAAACCCAGUUACAAAUAACAGAAAAUCCUAGAUUAUGGGCAGCUGUGGGGCAGAGGCUGUGCAGGAGGGCAGCAGAGAAUCCUAGGUACCGGUGCAGCGUGUCAGCUGACUGGAGGUUGCAGGUAAAGGCUGAAGUGAAGAAACCUGCAAGCUCACUGGCUGGGUACCUCAUUGUAAGGAUAAGGCAAGCCAUCUUAAACCCAGCCCAUCAUCUAAUCUGGUAUUUCUGGAUUUUAAGAAGGUUAGAAACUUUAAUAUAAUUUAAUUGAACUUUUAUGUGCUGGUUACUCUAUUUACCUGAUAAAACUGAGAACCUGGCUAGCACAGGUAAAGCUUUUUUCCCUAUCCUUCUACUUAAGUAUAUAAAGAAUUAUUGAGACAAAAAUGUUCAGGCAAGCUUCUCAAUACAUGGAUGUUAGUUCAAAGAAAAGUUGUAGACAACCCCAUAAAGGAACUAAUCUAUUGCCAGUGAGCACUUUCAGCUGAAGUCACCACAAAUAAAUUCAAAAGAAAUUCAGAAAUCAGAUUGAUGUUGGGUUACUCCCAGCUUCAGAGCUCCUUUUUAUGAAAGCCCCUGGGAGAAAAUAAAAUGGCUGGCUUGCUGCCAGCUAAACCUGUUUGUCAUGAAUAUGCCCCAUAGCACCUUCUGGUAACCUGUGUUAUUUCUAAAUAUACUCUUGGCCAACAAACUGCUUUAAUUCAAUAUGCUCCACCUCUCCUCUUUAGUUGAAAGACAUUGGUUACCUCUACAAACUGAACAUAAAGUAGCCACAUUCACACUUUAAUAUGUGGAAGAAUAAAAUAUGGAGCUGAAUGGAAACCUGCCCAUAUACUGACCAGCCCUUCUUCCUUGUGUGCUGCCUCUCCGCCCUGGCCACCUCUAUCUAUAUUCUGUGUAGUGGAACUACCAGCCUCUCAGAACUGAGAUGUUGCCUUUGUGCCUGUGCAGUGCCAUGGACCCUUCUCCCCACACAUGCACAUCAGCUGCUAUCUAAGGAGGAACAACACAGAAUAAAUUUUCCAUUUUCUUUCUA